AUGAUCAAACAGAUUCCUCGUUAUUUUCCAAAAUUAUAUUUUUCAUCAAUAGCAACUGAAUUAAAAUCAUCAAAUGAAGUAUAUGUUCCACCUUAUGAAAGACCAUCAUCAGAUGAUAUUGAUAAACUUCAAAAAUUUAUAUCACAUGCCAAACGAUUAUUUAUUAUAACAGGUGCUGGUAUUUCAACUGAAUCAGGGAUACCAGAUUAUAGAUCAGAAGGUGUUGGACUUUAUGCACGAACUGCAAAUCGUCCAAUGAUGUAUCAAGAAUUUUUAACUAAUCCAAAAAGAUAUAGAAUGUAUUGGGCUAGAAAUUAUAUUGGUUGGCCAACGUUUUCUGCUUUUCAACCUAAUGAAACUCAUAGAACAUUUGCUAAUUGGGAAGCACAAAAAAAAUUAAAUAGUCUAUUGACGAAAGCUGGAUGUGAACUAUUAAGUGAAUUACAUGGUUGUAGUGCAAGAGUUGUAUGUGUUGAUUGUGGUUAUAAAGGUCUUACGCGUGAGCAACUACAACAAAUUAUAUUCAGUCAAAAUCCUAUUUGGAUAGCACACUCAAAUGUUAUUAAUCCAGAUGCUGAUGUACAUCUAACGGAAGAACAAUUGGGCGAUUUUAAGCCACCUCGAUGUCCUCAAUGUUCUGGUCGAGUGAAACCAGAUGUUACUUUUUUUGGUGAUAAUGUCGAUCGCCGUUUAAUUACUUUUAUAAACGAACAAUUAAGUAAAAGUGACUCUGUUCUAGUCGCUGGUUCAUCACUCGAAGUAAUGUCAUCUUAUCGUUUUAUUCUUGCUGCACUACAACAUCAACUACCUAUUGCUAUUGUUAAUAUUGGUCGUACACGUGGUGAUCAUGCUGCUCAAUUAAAAGUCUCUACUCGUUGUGGUUCAAUAUUACCUCUUAUAAAAAUAGACUCAUAA
Messenger RNA from Rotaria sp. Silwood2, 915 nucleotides. The record is from the annotation of a GenBank genome assembly. NCBI's taxonomy places the organism in Eukaryota, Metazoa, Rotifera, Eurotatoria, Philodinida, Philodinidae.